This is a messenger RNA of Penicillium hordei, 1287 nucleotides long. Its product is annotated as epoxide hydrolase. The transcript is spliced from 4 exons. The record is from RefSeq and is a predicted model, not a curated record. Gene Ontology annotation, molecular function: epoxide hydrolase activity. Gene Ontology annotation, biological process: epoxide metabolic process. NCBI's taxonomy places the organism in Eukaryota, Fungi, Ascomycota, Eurotiomycetes, Eurotiales, Aspergillaceae. Bases 1 to 1287 code for a protein of 428 amino acids.
AUGACCUCAGUCACUCCAUACAACAUCGCUAUUCCCAACGAGCAACUCCAGCAGCUCCGCCAGAAGCUGGAGCACACCACCUUCCCCGAUGAGCUUGAUGCUGCGGGGUGGGAUAUGGGCGUCCCUCUACUUGAAAUUAAGAGACUCGUCAAUGUGUGGCGCGAGAAGUUUGAUUGGCGUGCGCAAGAGCAGAAGUUAAAUCGACAACUCAAGCAAGUCAAUGUUCGAGUCGGAGUGGAGGGCUUCGGGGAACUGAACAUACAUACCGUGUAUCACCGGAGCGGAAAUUCGAAAGCAAUUCCAUUGCUUUUUAUCCAUGGGUGGCCUGGUAGUUUCCUCGAAGCCACUAAGCUUAUCCCACUUCUCACUAAGAGUAGCGGGGAUGGCCCAGUAUUCAAUGUCGUAGCACCUUCGUUGCCAAAUUUUGGAUUCUCGCAGGGCGUCAAGAAGAGAGGGUUCGGGCUAGCACAGUACGCCGAAACUCUGCACAAAGUGAUGAUCGCGCUAGGCUAUGAGGAAUACGUGAUUCAAGGAGGCGAUUGGGGAAGCAUGAUCGCCCGUACAAUGUCUCAGUACUACCCUCAACACACCCAAGCCAUCCACCUGAACUUCAUACCCGUCAUGCCGCCCUACCCAUGGCGAAGUCCCUACCAGUUCAUCAAAUCGCUGCUGUAUGUGCCAUUCUCGGCGAAAGAUCGUGGCUACAUCGCCCGGACAUUUGAGUAUUUCACCCGCGGCAAUGCAUACAUGAAACAGCAAGAGACCCGACCACAGACUCUAGGUUACGGCCUUCAUGACAGCCCUGCCGGAUUACUAGCUUGGAUCUACGACAAAAUGCACACUUGGUCCGACAAGUAUCCCUGGACGGAUGAGGAGAUCUUGACCUGGGUGAGUGUAUACUACUUCUCCACAGCUGGGCCAGUGGCGUCAACAAGGAUUUACUACGAGGCUUCAGCGCCGAAGCGCGGUGGGAGCUCAUAUGUGUCGGGGGAUAGCGCUCAGGAGGAUCUGCUGGAACAACUGAAUUACAUGUCGCUUGAACAAAUCCUCGCGGCUCGGGCACCGCAGAGUGUGCGCUUUGCAGUGGCGCAGUUCCGGGAGGAGAUCAUUAUGUGGCCUGUGGCGUGGUAUCGGUCCAUUGGGAAUGUUGUGCAGGAAACGGAAUAUGAUCAUGGUGGCCAUUUUGCCGCCUGGGAAGUGCCUGAGUUGCUGGCGUCUGAUAUCAAAAGCUUCCUAGGCAAUAAUGGGCCAGCCUACGGGGUGAUAGCCGACAGAGAUGGUUAUUGA